CUUCUUUAACCUUCAAUCAGUUGUUUUUGUUUCCAGCUACAUUGUUUUCUCUCAGCUGAUUCGGCUCUUUAAUCGAAGAAACCGAAAACAAAAGAAAAAAAUUGAUGGAGCGGCUUAUUUCCGUUUGUUUAUGGUUGAUUUUGGUUUUCAGAGUUGCGGGCAACGCUGAAGGUGACGCGCUGUAUGCAUUGAAGAUCAAUUUGGCUGACCCUAAUAAAGUGCUUCACAAUCCUUGCCGAUGGUACAACAUUACAUGUAAUGCUAAAAACAGUGUGGCAAGAGUUGAUCUUGGUGAUGCAAAUCUAUCUGGCCAAUUGGUGCCGCAACUCGGGCAGCUUGCGAAUUUGCAGUAUCUGGAGCUUUAUAAUAAUAACAUAUCUGGGACAAUCCCGGAGGAACUUGGAAACUUGACGAGCUUGGUGAGCUUGGAUCUUUUCUCGAAUGCUUUAACCGGACCCAUUCCAGCAACUCUGGGCAAGCUUCGAAAGCUGCUCUUCUUGCGUCUCAACAACAACUCGUUGACAGGUCAAAUUCCUAUGUCCUUAAACACUAUUGAUUACUGCAAGUUCUAAAUCUUUCAAAUAAUCGGCUAGAAGGAGAUAUUCCAGUUAAUGGUUCCUUUUCACUGUUCAAUCCUAUCAGGUUUUUC
This is a messenger RNA of Hibiscus syriacus, 649 nucleotides long. Its product is annotated as BRASSINOSTEROID INSENSITIVE 1-associated receptor kinase 1-like. NCBI's taxonomy places the organism in Eukaryota, Viridiplantae, Streptophyta, Magnoliopsida, Malvales, Malvaceae. The record is from RefSeq and is a predicted model, not a curated record. Gene Ontology annotation, molecular function: protein binding. Bases 105 to 572 code for a protein of 155 amino acids. The transcript has 6 exons.